Molecule: messenger RNA, 1575 nt
Organism: Penicillium coprophilum
Lineage: Eukaryota; Fungi; Ascomycota; Eurotiomycetes; Eurotiales; Aspergillaceae
Product: Amino acid/polyamine transporter I
Exons: 2
Coding region: 1-1575 (524 amino acids)
Biological process (GO): transmembrane transport
Cellular component (GO): membrane
Molecular function (GO): transmembrane transporter activity
Source: RefSeq, a predicted model, not a curated record
AUGGAAACAUCUCUGAAAGUGGAGAGGCCGCAAAGCGAUGAUGAGGCCCGCCUGGCAGCUCUUGGCCAGGAGCAAGCGAUGAGCCGCCACUUCAACGUUUGGUCCCUGAUAUUUCUCGCCUUCUGCACCAGUGUCACCUGGGAAGCCCUCACCUCGACUAUGGCCCAAUCUCUUCGAGCAGGUGGCAGCUCAAUCCUCGUGUGGGGGUUCGCCGCCUCGGCUAUUGGGGCCAUGGCUAUCGCCCUCUCACUCAGCGAGUUCUCCAGCAUGGUUCCAACCGCCGGUGGGCAAUACCACUAUGUGGCCGCUCUGUCUCCACUCAAAUAUAGACGAUUUUUUUCAUGGAUCGCUGGCUGGGCCACCAUCUGGAGCUGGCUUCUGUCAGCCCUGACGGGUAUCUUCUCCAAUGCCAUGCAGCUACAGGCGUACAUCAUAUUGUUUGCUCCAAAUUACGAGUAUCAGCGAUGGCAUACGAGCUUGCUUGUCAUCGGUAUGACCACCUGCUUUCUCGGGAUCAACGUCCUCGGUACUCGCUGGCUGCAUCGAUUGACCUUCUUGGGUAUCGUGCUACACAUUGCCGGAUACGUCACCAUCAUCGUUUACCUGUUGGUGAAGGUGCACCCUAAGAAUACGGCCUCCUAUGUAUUCUCCGACUUAACUAACCUAAGUGGGUGGAAAAGUGACGGAAUCUCAUGGUCAAUCGGUCUGAUGAGCUCUGCCGUUGCUUUUAUCAACUGGGACUCGGCCACACAUAUGGCCGAGGAGAUGCAAAACGCGUCGAGGGAUCUUCCACGAGUCCUUUACGGCUGUGUUGCUCUCUCCGGUAUCCUUACCUUCCCUUGGGUUAUCGCCCUGGCCUUCUGCAUGACAGACAUCGAGGGCGUAUUGAAUGGGCCGGUUGGCAGAAUAUGUCCGUUGGUGCAGCUCGUGUACAACGUUUCCGGCGGUAGUCAAAGCAUGACCAUCGGAAUCACCUGGUUCUUUCUCUUCCUAGGAUUUUUUAUCGGCGGUCCAGGGUGCAUGGCGGCGUCAUCCCGCGUCAUCUGGUCGUUCGCCCGAGAAGGAGGUCUUCCUGACUGCUUUGCGCGCAUCCACGGCCGCUUUGAGGUUCCCUUCAACGCACUAUUGCUGUCAUGGUUCGGGAUAUCUGCCUUAGCCUUAAUCUACAUCGGCAAUGAGACCGCUUUUUAUGGAAUCGCCUCCGGUGUGACGGUGAUUAUGAUUUUCUCAUAUGCAAUGCCUAUCUUCCUCCGGAUUCUUUACGGAUUUGAGCAUACAAAUCUGCAGCCCGGUCCAUUCACCCUCGGCGCCUGGGGCUUACCAAUUAACGUCUUUGCCGCGUGCUGGUGUAUCUACCUCAUCCUUUUCCUGUGCUUCCCCACUAUUAUCCCUGUCACGCCUGAAAACAUGAACUACGCGCCGCUUAUCUUUGGAGCAAGCAUGUUGAUCGCUGCCGGGACAUGGUGGAUAUACGGUAAUCAGGUUUAUCUCGGUGUUCUUUCCGAGGAGGUUAGCCCUAUCCAUCAGCAGGAGACCGAGGUGGAUGAGCAGAUUGGACAUGAAAAGAAAGCCUAA